Pyrus x bretschneideri (Chinese white pear) is the source of this 2555-nucleotide messenger RNA. Its product is annotated as twinkle homolog protein, chloroplastic/mitochondrial. Gene Ontology annotation, biological process: DNA replication. The transcript has 21 exons. The record is from RefSeq and is a predicted model, not a curated record. The coding region runs from base 136 to 2268 and encodes 710 amino acids. Gene Ontology annotation, molecular function: ATP binding; 5'-3' DNA helicase activity; single-stranded DNA binding. NCBI's taxonomy places the organism in Eukaryota, Viridiplantae, Streptophyta, Magnoliopsida, Rosales, Rosaceae.
AGACCUCUAAAACCCUUCUAUGUGUUGUGACCCAAGUGUCGAAAACCUUACCCUCUUCCCUCCUCUUCUUCCGCCAUGGAAACCCAGCCGAGUUGAAACCCCAUAAACAAGACUCGGAACCCAGUUCCCGGAGACAUGCGUCUUCUUCUCCAUCGGCCUUUCCGCAAGCUCUCCUUCUUAUCCUCCUCAACCUCCGGCCACCUAAUGGCCUCCAAGCAGCUGCUCAAGUCCGCUCCUUUUCCGAACCCACUAACCCCUUCUGCACACAGACACCCCUUCCACUCCCGCAGCCUCGUCUUCUCUCCGAUUUCCUCGAAACCCGUGUUGAAAAUUCGGCCGCUUUGCCUCCGGACUAACGGAUAUUCUUCUCUCUCCCCUGCCCAUGUCGCAGAACCAGGUAAGUUUCUGCGUAAAUUUGUGCUCAGUAAAGAAGUUGAAGUGGAAGCCCCAAAAGAAAAUGGAAUGUCCUCUAUGCAAAUGAGGAUCUUGAAGGAGAAAUUGGAGAAUCUUGGCAUAGACGGUGAAACAAUAUCUGUACCAGGGCAGUACAACCACUUGAUUUGCCCAAUGUGCAAAGGUGGCGAUUCAGAGGAAAAGAGCUUAUCCAUGGAUAUUUCGGAAAAUUGGGAUCGUGCUAUUUGGUGUUGCUUUCGUGGAAAAUGUGGGUGGACAGGUAGCACGAGGGCGUUUGUAGGAAACAGGUUGCCACCUGAAACUUCAAAACUUAAGAAAAAAAGGGAAAUCACAGAGGAAAGUCUAGGACUGGAACCACUUUGUGAGGAGAUUGUAGAUUAUUUUUCAGAACGAAUGAUAUCAAGGGGAACAUUGAUGAGAAAUGCUGUAAUGCAAAAAAGUACAGGUGAUCAGAUUGCUAUUGCUUUUCCUUAUCGGAGAGACGGAAAGCUUGUUAGUUGCAAGUAUCGGGACAUCGACAAGAAGUUCUGGCAGGAAAAGGAUACUGAAAAGAUUUUCUAUGGACUGGACGAUAUAAAGGGAACUAAUGAUAUCAUCAUUGUUGAAGGCGAAAUUGAUAAGCUUUCAAUGGAAGAAGCUGGCUUUUGUAAUUGUGUGAGUGUACCUGAUGGUGCUCCUCCAAAGGUUUCCUCAAAGGAGUUGCCACCUGAAGAGAAGGAUACAAAGUAUCAAUAUCUGUGGAACUGCAAAGAGUACUUAAAGAAGGCAUCUCGCAUUGUACUUGCCACUGAUGGAGAUGGUCCUGGUCAAGCCCUAGCUGAAGAGCUUGCACGCCGCCUUGGAAGAGAAAGAUGUUGGCGAGUCAAAUGGCCAAAGAAAAAUGAUAAGGAGAACUUCAAAGAUGCAAAUGAGGUUCUCAUGUACUUGGGUUCGGAUGUAUUGAAGGGAGUAAUUGAGGAUGCUGAAUUAUUUCCUAUACGUGGAUUGUUCAAUUUUGCGAAUUACUUUGAUGAACUCGAUGCAUAUUAUCACCGGACUCUUGGAUAUGAGUAUGGUGUCUCAACUGGGUGGAAAAAUCUGAAUGAUUUGUACAAUGUUGUUCCUGGUGAGUUGACUAUAGUAACAGGGGUCCCUAAUUCAGGCAAGAGUGAGUGGAUUGAUGCUCUCUUGUGCAAUCUAUCUGCAAGCGUUGGAUGGAAAUUUGUACUUUGCUCUAUGGAGAACAAGGUUAGGGAGCAUGCACGAAAAUUGCUGGAGAAGCACAUAAAGAAGCCUUUCUUUGAUAAACGUUAUGGUGGUUCUGCUGAACGGAUGAGUGUUGAAGAAUUUGAGCAAGGAAAAAAAUGGUUAAAUGACACCUUUUACCUCAUAAGGUGUGAGGAUGAUUCUCUUCCAAAUAUCAGUUGGGUUCUUGAUCUUGCACAAGCAGCAGUACUUAGGCAUGGGGUGCGUGGACUUGUAAUUGAUCCUUACAAUGAGCUUGAUCAUCAACGUCCCCCGAACCAGACCGAAACCGAGUAUGUGAGUCAGAUGCUUACUAAGAUCAAACGGUUUGCUCAGCAUCAUUGUUGCCAUGUUUGGUUUGUGGCGCAUCCUAGACAGUUGCACCAGUGGACCGGGGGUCCUCCUAAUCUCUAUGAUAUAAGUGGAAGUGCACACUUCAUAAAUAAAUGCGACAAUGGAAUUGUAAUUCAUCGUAAUCGGGAUCCAGAGGCUGGGGAGAUGGAUCAAGUACAAGUUUGUGUACGGAAGGUACGAAAUAAGGUCGCCGGAACCAUAGGCGACGCCUUUUUGUCUUACGAUAGGGCAACUGGUCAGUUCAUGGAUGUUGAAAAUACUCAAAAGAGCAGAUGAGGAGAAAAAGGAAAUUACGUUGUACAGUGGAAUCCAGGAGCAUGUUGGGGGUGUCGGGUGAGUUUCCUGAUUCCCGGUGGGUGUUUUCGUGUCGCGAAACAGCACGGCCGCGGCGCAAGAAGGAAACGGCACUCAACUACUCGGGAGAGUUACCUUCAAAUUUUGUAUGCUAAUUUUUUCUCUAUUAUUUGAGAUUGUGAAUUUAGUGAUUUAUUGGGUAUGUGAUCAAGGUGUAUUCAACAAUGUAGAAAAUUAUAUUAAUGUUAUGUGCUCUAUGUUUCUUUUUU